Daldinia vernicosa is the source of this 1848-nucleotide messenger RNA. RefSeq lists its product as uncharacterized. The transcript has a single exon. The record is from RefSeq and is a predicted model, not a curated record. Lineage: Eukaryota; Fungi; Ascomycota; Sordariomycetes; Xylariales; Hypoxylaceae. The coding region runs from base 1 to 1848 and encodes 615 amino acids.
AUGGCAGAUUCGAACGUGAAUAGACCCUCUAGCUCGGGGCAGUCAAGCGUUAACGCGCGCGACGCCUCGCAGGCAUCUUCGAAGCCUUCGAAGAUCGACCAAUCCUUGGACGAGAUCAUCGCGUCUCGAAAGGCAGGUCAGAUCUCCGUCGCGCAGAAGAAGAAGCGUGAGAACCAAGCCGCCGCCAUAGAUAACUUUAUUACGCAGCAGAAGCGAGAGGCCAAUGGCCCCGUAGAUGGCGCCGUCGUUAUUCAAAAGAAGCGCGUCACCCAAGACUUGGACGAAGCCGUCGCGAGCGGUUUCUCCAGGCAUUCAGUGACGACAACGGAGAACAACGUCGAAAGUCAUUUUAAACGUCGCCGCCUUAUCGAUAUAACCGACUUUAGUAAUAGGUCGGCCAUAAACUUCUCGUCGCACGGAUCUGGCCACAUGACGGCUAUGUUUGAGCCCGGUGAAAUUAACGGUACAGAUCUAAUCUCCCGUUGGAGGCAGCAGAACGGAGGAUACAUUCCUCGCACGAUUGCAACCCUGACUCGCAUCCGAGACAGCUCCCGUUUAGAGUCCUAUCUUACAGGACCUAUUGGCGAGGUAAGCGAAGAGCCGGUCGAGGAGGUGGAGGAGGGACCGCAAGAGUGGGAGAUAGCGCAGCAGGAGGAGCGGGAGCAAGAUGCGCGAGAGAAGCGAGAGCGAGAGCAGCAGCAGCAGCUCAAAGCUCUCUCCGCCCCUGCCCCUGCGCCCCUAGCCGAGAAGAAGAAGAAGACUAGGAAGAAUAAAAGCCAGCGCAGGCGCGCGCGCGAGGAACGCGAGGAGCUUGAGCGCCAAGCUGCUGCUCAAGCUGCCGCUUCCGGCAGCGCGAAGGACGCGGAAAUGACUAAUGCUCCCGAGAGCGAGGGUGGCAAUGGUCGUACAGGCCAGAACCCCCCCUCUCUGGAGCAACUCAGCUUCGCCGCACCCGCUGGUGCCCCGUCCUUCUCUCCCGCGUCCGUCUGUGGAAACUGCAACAAGCGGGGCCACCAAUUGGUCAAAUGCCCUGGCCCCGUGGAUGAGGACGGCUUCGUCUCCGGUUGUGCGCUUCACAACACAAAGGAGCACGGUUACGACGAAUGCCCGACGCUAAAGGGAUUGCCGGAUUCCGUUCACUUCGGAUUCCUGGUCGAUUCUCGCGCUGGUCUCCCUCCCAUCCGCUCCCAACGGUUUAACUGGGUGCACCUGGCAACUUUCUACCCGAACAUGCGACCUUUACGGUACCCGCUGACGCGAUCCUUCAGCGUAAAGCUUUCGGAGGAGGCUAUCGCCUCCUACGACUUUAGCCAAGGCGCGUCAGUCUUCCAACUGGGGUCGGACCCCCUCACCUACUCCUUUGACGCUGUGGUCAGGAACUACGCGCGGCUUGAGGAGACCGAGUCUCCAGACUGGCCGCUCGAGGCCCAGGUCGAGGAUCCGGCUCCUGCUCGUGCCGCCCCUGCACCCGCUACCGCCAUCCCCUUCCCUAUCGGCAUCACCAAGAUAACCAGCUACACCGAUUUCUCUGGUGCUACCGUUAGAGAGUUCGAUAUCAACUGUAAAACAGCCCGCAUGCUUCCCGUUGAAGAAUCUUGUCCGGUUGGCCCGGUUGGCACGGUUGGCAUGGAAGCCUCCGAGCCGUAUUAUAAACCUGCGGGUCCAGCACCGUCCUACAUGCCCUUGCUCGGCCCUAGAAGGGAUGAAUUCUUGGCUAAUUUUCUAGAUUAUAAGCCGGAACUAGAGGCUGCAGCCUCGGCUCGCCGUUUCAUUUUAGGCGGCACAGCGUCCCAGUACUCGGACGAGUCGGACGAGUCGGACUCGGACUCGGACUCGGAUUUGGAGUGA